CGGGAGGGCCGGGCGGUAAGCAAGAUGGCGCAGACUCAGGGCACCAAGAGGAAAGUCUGUUAUUACUACGACGGUGAUGUUGGAAAUUACUAUUAUGGACAAGGCCACCCAAUGAAGCCUCACCGAAUCCGCAUGACUCACAAUUUGCUGCUCAACUAUGGUCUCUACCGAAAAAUGGAAAUCUAUCGUCCUCACAAAGCCAAUGCUGAGAUGACCAAGUACCACAGUGAUGACUACAUUAAAUUCUUGCGUUCCAUUCGCCCAGAUAACAUGUCUGAGUACAGCAAGCAGAUGCAGAGAUUCAACGUUGGUGAGGACUGUCCAGUAUUUGAUGGCUUGUUUGAGUUCUGUCAGCUGUCUACUGGUGGCUCUGUGGCAAGUGCUGUGAAACUUAAUAAGCAGCAGACCGACAUUGCUGUGAACUGGGCUGGGGGUCUGCAUCACGCAAAGAAGUCUGAAGCAUCUGGUUUCUGUUACGUCAAUGAUAUCGUCUUGGCCAUCCUGGAACUGCUAAAGUAUCACCAGAGGGUGCUGUAUAUUGACAUUGAUAUUCACCAUGGCGAUGGUGUGGAAGAGGCUUUCUAUACCACAGACCGGGUCAUGACUGUGUCCUUUCAUAAAUAUGGAGAUUACUUCCCAGGAACUGGGGACCUACGGGAUAUUGGGGCUGGCAAAGGCAAGUACUAUGCUGUUAACUAUCCCCUCCGAGAUGGAAUUGAUGACGAGUCCUACGAAGCCAUUUUCAAGCCAGUCAUGUCCAAAGUGAUGGAGAUGUUCCAACCUAGUGCAGUAGUCUUACAGUGUGGCUCAGAUUCCCUAUCUGAAGACCGGUUAGGUUGUUUCAAUCUAACCAUUAAAGGGCAUGCCAAGUGUGUGGAGUUUGUCAAGAGUUUCAACUUGCCUAUGCUGAUGCUGGGAGGAGGUGGAUAUACCAUCCGUAAUGUUGCUCGGUGCUGGACUUAUGAAACCACUGUGGCUCUGGACACAGAGAUCCCUAAUGAGCUACCAUACAAUGACUACUUUGAAUACUUUGGACCGGACUUCAAGCUUCACAUCAGCCCUUCCAAUAUGACCAACCAGAACACUAACGAAUACCUGGAGAAAAUCAAGCAGAGGCUCUUUGAGAACUUGAGAAUGCUGCCCCAUGCGCCUGGUGUCCAAAUGCAGGCAAUACCUGAGGAUGCCAUCCCAGAGGAGAGUGGUGAUGAGGACGAAGAAGACCCUGACAAACGCAUCUCCAUCUGCUCUUCUGACAAACGAAUUGCCUGUGAGGAAGAAUUCUCCGACUCAGAUGAGGAGGGAGAAGGAGGUCGCAAGAACUCUUCUAACUUCAAAAAAGCCAAAAGAGUCAAAACAGAGGAUGAAAAAGAGAAAGAUCCAGAAGAGAAAAAAGAAGUCACCGAAGAAGAGAAGACCAAGGAGGAGAAGCCAGAAGCCAAAGGGGUCAAAGAAGAGAUCAAGCUAGCCUGAGCAUCAAGAUCUGCGACUCUGGCCUCUCCCCAAGUUCCCCACUUCUCCCCAAUCUCAGAUUUUAUAUUUUCUAUUCCUCUGUGUAUUUAUAUAAAAUAUAUUAAAUAUAAUGUC
Molecule: messenger RNA, 1584 nt
Organism: Mesocricetus auratus (golden hamster)
Lineage: Eukaryota; Metazoa; Chordata; Mammalia; Rodentia; Cricetidae
Product: histone deacetylase 1-like
Exons: 1
Coding region: 25-1470 (481 amino acids)
Molecular function (GO): histone deacetylase activity
Source: RefSeq, a predicted model, not a curated record